GGAUUCCGUGUCCAGUCCAGAGUUUCCGUCGGAUCGUUCGAGCCUUGUCGUAGGUAGGCGAGUGGGUGUGUAACAUGCUCGUGAAAUCAGACGGCGGAAAAGAUCAACCUGGACUGUCCGUGAGUGUAAUAGUGUUGGGAUAUACAUGAACCAGUCCGAGUUAGCUCCGUAUAGUGUUAAAGAGAGGAAAGCUUUGGACCACAACUGAACUUCUCACACUGUUGGCCGGAGAAAUUCACCUCUGAUCAGAUACAAAAAAAACGUGUGUGUUGUCCAACGUGAAUUCUUUGAAGGAACUCUGUACCUAUUAUCAUCAUCAUGGGGAAAGCGCAGUCUAGGUCCUAUGACUUAUCUUCUGUGAAUAGCUCGCCACAGCUCACCAAUACAAACAGUGACGUCAGAGAGGCGGUCAAACCUGUAGACCAACCAGUGGUCAAACCUCCUGACAAGAGUGCAGUCAAACAGUCUAACAGUUGCCCUGUGAAACCCGUAUCAAAAUAUAAAGACGGUAAAAGCCCGUGGGAUUGGGCUCCAACAUCGCUUCCGGACGAUACUCCGAACGGUAAUUCGCAGAACACAUCUCCCCUUGUUGCUGUUGAGGAAACAAAUACUCUUUCCACUGAGGUCAUUCUCACGGAGCAACACAACUCCACCUCCGUAGUCGAGGUAAUAUCUCAUUCUGAAGCCGACAGUGACGUUACUGAAGUUGAAGUAUCGCCCUCGACUAUAGAAGGAACUGUUGAACUAGAUAACGCCAUGUCGGACAGUGACGUCAUAGAGGCGGUCGUGUGUGAGACGGGCGACCUCCAGGAUGGAGUGAUGAAAGAGGUGGCACUAGGUGACGGCAAGAUACUCUUAGUUAAGGAAGGUGACGACAUCCAUGCGUUGGGGGCACAGUGUACUCAUUACGGGGCCCCGCUAGCCAAAGGUGCCUACUGUAAGGGUCGAGUGCGUUGUCCCUGGCACGGCGCGUGCUUUAACGUGCGAACUGGAGACAUUGAGGACUACCCAGGGCUUGACAGUAUUCACACUUUUGAUGUAUCAGUAGCUGAAGGAAAGGUUAAGGUCAAGGGCAGUAAGGCAGCCUUAAAAACCUUCCGUCGUCAACGCAACAUGUGUAAGGCGAAGGAAGACAGUACCGACAGUGUCCUCAUCAUAGGAGGCGGUCCGGCCUCUGUGGUCUGUGCGCAGACUCUCCGACAGGAGGGAUUUACAGGCCAGGUAUCCAUAGCAACCAAAGAGGAACACUUACCAUACGACCGAGUCAAACUGAGUAAGGCAAUGGAUGUGAAGCCAGCAGCCAUAGCUCUCCGCGAUGAAGAUUUCUACAAAAAUGCGGACAUCAACAUCCUCACUCAAAAAGAGGCUGAAGCCGUGGACACAGAGAAAAAGUCUGUUCAGUUCAAAGAUGGGAGCACGCAGACAUACGGCUCACUGGUAUUGGCUACUGGAGGAAGUCCCCGAGUCCUGCCCAUUCCCGGUAUAGACCUUGGAAACGUGCGAAUGCUCCGAACACCCGCGGAUGCUAACUUUAUCGCUGAAAAUGCUGUGGGCAAGAAUGUUGUGAUUAUAGGAUCAUCGUUCAUUGGAAUGGAAGUGGCGGCAUGUUUGGUGAAAGUGGCGAGCUCUGUGACAGUAGUCGUGAGAGGAUGUGUCCCUUUUGAAAAUGUACUAGGCCAAAAAAUUGGAUCUGUUCUCCUUAAGAUGCAUGAAGAGCAUGGAGUAAAGUUUUACCUAGAAAGGGGGAUCAAAGAGUUUUCUGGAGAAGACGGUCACGUGACUGAAGCAGUACUCUCUGACGACACUAGGCUGCCCGCUGACCUCUGCGUUCUUGGAGUGGGCGUGGUACCUACAACAGAUUUCCUAAAGUCCUCCGGUUUAACAAUGAACAGGGGCUUCAUUCCUGUCAAUGAGUAUAUGGAGACUAGCCAUCCAGGUGUGUACGCUGCUGGUGACAUCGUGGAGUUUCCUCUGUUUACUGAGGGUAACAAGAGUGUCAAUGUACAGCACUGGCAAAUGGCGCAUGCUCAUGGACGGACGGCAGCCCUGAGUAUCGUGGGUAAGAAGACCGAGAUAUCUAGUGUGCCAUACUUCUGGACAGUCAUGUACUCAAAGAGCGUCAGAUACACAGGCUAUGGUGUCGGUUACGACGAUAUCGUGUUCCAUGGGGAUGUUGAGGCCUUGAAGUUCGUAGCUUUCUAUACCAGGGACGAUGACGUCGUUGCAGUAGCAAGUUUGAACUUUGACCCCUUGGUAUCCCAAGCUGCCGAGUUGAUGGCCAAAGGUCAAAAAAUUAAAAAGAGCGAGAUUCAAGAAAAGCCAGAUACUUGGGUUGACAGACUGUGCAAACUGUAAAUUUUGAUUGAAAAUGAUCUGCAAACAAAAACUUCACAAUUAACUGUGUAUUUACACAAAUAUUGAAUGUAAAUCAGAUGUUAAUGGAUUGAAGACAAAAGAAACAUGCAAAAAUUGUCGAAAUUUUAAAAUAUUUUAAAUUGUUGAAAUCAUCGGACUAACAAAAGUUGUCCCUGUUACAGUAUGUGGAUAAUUAUUUUCAGGAAUAUAAAUAAACAACAAAUUCGAAUGAUUUGAAAUUUUCGACAUGAACAUUGAUAAUUUUAAAUGUAUGUGUGUGUUUGAAGCAGAGAUUGGUUAUUUUUGUAUAAACCAUCUUCGUAAAGAACAACAAAAAUACAAAUCACGUUAUAUAUACGCAAUUGACAGUAAGAGUGUUUGGUCAUUUACCCCUAACUGUUAGAUUUAAAUAAUAUGAUGUGUUAAUCUGCCUUGAGUGAGCAAAGAUGGUAGUGGUCCAUUAGAAUAAAGAAUUCUGUAGUUUUAACGCGAGCAAAUCGAAAUGUACAUUCAUUAUAGACUUUCAAAUAAAUUUUGCUUUUCUA
Molecule: messenger RNA, 2900 nt
Organism: Mizuhopecten yessoensis (Yesso scallop)
Lineage: Eukaryota; Metazoa; Mollusca; Bivalvia; Pectinida; Pectinidae
Product: apoptosis-inducing factor 3-like
Exons: 19
Coding region: 319-2355 (678 amino acids)
Cellular component (GO): cytoplasm
Molecular function (GO): oxidoreductase activity, acting on NAD(P)H; flavin adenine dinucleotide binding; 2 iron, 2 sulfur cluster binding
Source: RefSeq, a predicted model, not a curated record